Dreissena polymorpha is the source of this 1294-nucleotide messenger RNA. RefSeq names its product cysteine and tyrosine-rich protein 1-like. The transcript is spliced from 4 exons. Bases 205 to 783 code for a protein of 192 amino acids. The record is from RefSeq and is a predicted model, not a curated record. Lineage: Eukaryota; Metazoa; Mollusca; Bivalvia; Myida; Dreissenidae.
GCAAUAAACCUUAAGCGAUUAUAGUCAGGUGCGCACACCGGCAAAAUAUAGACUUUAUGCUUGUAUAUACAUACCAAUACGGAUUUGCGUUCGAAGUAUAGCUUUUGUGAAAUAACCGUGGACAUUCUUUCUUACAAAAUUUGAGAGAUCAUAUGAAAACUAUUUUGUAUCAAAGGAGGUAUAUUUAAUCAACAAUACACAUACAUGGAAAUGAAUGGAUAUAUUAAUGGAGUUGUGGUUCUGUUUGUUUUUAUUUUAAAUGUCUGCCCCGUGCUGGGAUAUGAGGUCUGUUUGAACUACUUGGUCACCUUCACGUACUGCGAGACCGGGUACCACUGUUGUGAUAACAAAACUAGAUGUUGCGCUGACAGUCCGCUACUCACCGUGGGGGCUAUUGUCGGCAUCGUAUUUGGCGCUCUGGUUUUCCUCGGUUUCUGUAUCGCUUUCAUAUGUUACGCCGUCACUAGGAGCAAAACCCGCCCAGGUCGUGUGAUAAUGCCUAGCAACAACAAUCAAGUGUCAGUUGUGUCGCAGUCUGCAAUGUACGGUCAAGGCUACAAUAACACGACUCCCCAGUAUCCGUAUGGUCAGAUGCCGACCGCCUAUAUGGCCCAACCUCCACCAUAUCCGUAUGGUCAGAUGCAGACAACCUAUGCGGCCCCGCCCCCAUACAGCAACCACGCCCUGGUGUCCAAUAACCACUCUCAUGUGCCCAAUAACCACGCACAGGCGCCCAGUAGCCAGGCUCAGAUUCCACCGUCAGACAGUCAAUUCCCACAAUAACCUCUGUACCAGGGAACUGGUUAAUGUUCACAGUGUUCGAAUAUUGAAAUAACUUAUGAUGUGAUAUGUGUCAAGGGAAUUUGAAUGUUAAAAUGUCUGUUGAAAAUGUUAAGUCUUCUAAAUAUAUAUUUAUAUAUAAAAUAGCGUGUUAUACUAAAUUUUCAUACGCGUCGGAACUGUGACCGCUUUUUAUGGAUGCUGCAAACAAUACCUUAGACUUAUCAACGCCGCCGCACAGUUUUGCACUCGAUGUCAUUUAUAUCAUAGUUAAGCGUGCGUCAUGGAAAGAGACUGGUCUCAUAUAUACGAUCUAGCGGCUACAAUAAGACGCGCUUACAUUGGCUAUUAUUGUAUAGAAAACUAAUUUUAAUUGAGGUAUUCAAAUACAAAAGGGUGCAUUUUUAAGUAUAAAAGGUCAUUUUGUACUACCGGUAUGUGAGGGUCGUGAGCGUGUCCCAGCACACCAAACAAAAUUUGUGACAAAUUUUGAAUAAAAUCUGCAAUUCUCAAA